AUGAACACCUCGGAUGUUCUUUGCGAUUCCGAAUUUGCAAAUUCGUCUAACUUUUCGUGUGUGAACCGAACCGUUCCGUCGUACAGCAUCAUUGACAUCGCGUCUUUCAUGCACAUCUUCCCCACUAUCUACGGCAUUCUGUGUUCAGUUGGAGUUCUGGCCAACGGUUUGGUGAUCUAUGCUGUGGCAUCAUGCAAGAAGAAGAUGGUCUCUGAUAUUUACGUUCUGAAUCUGGCCAUCGCAGACCUGCUUUUCCUGUUGGUGAUGCCGUUCAACAUCCAUCAGCUGGUCCGGGACAGACAGUGGGUCUUUGGCCACUUCAUGUGUAAAGCUGUGGUGGUGGUGGAUGUCAGUAACCAGUUUACCACAGUGGGCAUUGUGACAGUGCUCUGCAUUGACAGGUACAUUGCAAUUGUACAUCCUGCAUCUGAAAAGAGGACCAUUCAGUGGACCAUCAUCAUUAACAUUUUGGUGUGGGUGGGCAGCUUCCUUCUGAGCAUCCCGGUCAUGAUAUACACUAAAUUCAUCUCCAAAACGAACAUGGACAUGUGUAUGAUUUAUCUGGAUGGGCCUCAGGAUAUGUACUGGUACACGCUCUACCAGUCCAUGCUGGCUUUCAUCGUCCCCCUCAUUAUAAUAAGCACAUUUUACACUCUCACUCUGUACCACGUGUUCCGCUCCAUCCGGCGGGUCAAACGCAAGCAGUCAGUGUGGGCCAAACGGGCCACUAAGACAGUUGUGAUGGUGAUCGCCCUGUUCUUGGUCUGCUGGUCUCCCUAUCAUGUCAUCCAGGUGAUCAACCUCACCAUCCAGCAGCCCACCAGCGCCUUUGUGUACGCGUACAACAUCAGCAUCUGCCUAAGCUACUCUCACAGCUGCAUCAACCCCCUAAUGCUGCUGGUGUUCGCCCAAAACUACCGCGAUCGCCUCUGCCAUCGCAAAGAGCUAUGCUCCCAAAUCAGCUCAUCCAAGACCACCGUCAAAACGGACGGAGGGUCUAGCAUGAGCCCGGACACCAGCCACCGCUGUACCGUUAUCUAGCGCCCGUCGAGCCUCGCUGGACAUGCUAACUGAGGAAAAUGAAGCGAAAAGUUGAGGCCUGCACUGCAACACUUGCUGCACGAGUGUCAAUCGCAUGGUAGCUUGUUUCUCAAAGGGGAAAACUGUGAAAUGAAACGCCACAGUGAACUUUCAGGAGGCAUGAAGGAGUGAAUCAGCACUCGACUGUGUUUGUGGUUUGUGUCACACUCUGGAAAAGUGAU
Molecule: messenger RNA, 1262 nt
Organism: Sinocyclocheilus anshuiensis
Lineage: Eukaryota; Metazoa; Chordata; Actinopteri; Cypriniformes; Cyprinidae
Product: melanin-concentrating hormone receptor 2-like
Exons: 2
Coding region: 1-1041 (346 amino acids)
Biological process (GO): neuropeptide signaling pathway
Cellular component (GO): neuron projection; plasma membrane
Molecular function (GO): G protein-coupled receptor activity; neuropeptide binding
Source: RefSeq, a predicted model, not a curated record